Ostrea edulis (European flat oyster) is the source of this 10004-nucleotide messenger RNA. RefSeq names its product remodeling and spacing factor 1-like. The record is from RefSeq and is a predicted model, not a curated record. Lineage: Eukaryota; Metazoa; Mollusca; Bivalvia; Ostreida; Ostreidae. Gene Ontology annotation, biological process: regulation of DNA-templated transcription. Bases 21 to 6965 code for a protein of 2314 amino acids. Gene Ontology annotation, cellular component: RSF complex. The transcript has 14 exons.
GUAUUAGCAUAUCGAUCAAGAUGGCGACGGCGUCAGAAAAUGAUUGCCUGAAUGACCCUAACUUUGCAGUUAUUUGUAACUUUUUGGACCGGUAUGGUGAAUUGAUGGGUCUCAAUGAUAUAUCUUAUACAGAUCUACAAACCUGGCUGGAAGACACAAAGCAUGUACCUUCCUUUCUGGUUGAUUUGCAUGUGAAACUUCUGAGACGAAUGGGGAAAAGUUCAGUGGCCACUGAUAAAUGGGAACGCUAUGUCAUCAAGUUCAUACACACUUACUCCAAUGUUGAUGCAUGGGAAGUGGAACGGUUUGGAUACAAGCAUUGCAAAACUGCAACAAAACUUACGAUCUUAAAGAAUCUCCUUGAAAAACAGUUUGACUUUAACUCUAAAUUCAAAGAACAGAUUAAUGCAAAACCUGCUGAUGAUAUGAGGUUUGAGCCUCUUGGUCGAGAUAAGAAUGGAUUAGCGUACUGGUAUCUCAUUGAUAAAGACUUCAACGUUCGUGUGUACAGGGAGGAUCAGGAUGACGUAGAUGCGGAAACGUGGGAAGUUGUUUGCAAGAACAGGAGUGAACUGGCUAAGCUGAUUGGCACCCUGGAGGGACAGAUAAUGGGUAAUGAUGACAAGGAGGAAAGUGAGUCCAAUACUGAAGACACAGAUGAGGAAAACAAAAAAGAGGAAUGUGAUGAUGACGUGACAGAUUCCUCCACCGUGAAGAAAGAGCCAGACAAAACAGACGAGGUGGAUGGCACUGCGGAAGAAAAAGAAGAUAAACACAAAGAUGAUAGAAACACUGACAUUGUCAAAUGUGAGAGCAAGGACCAAAAUCUGGAGGUGAAACCAGGGGUCAUUGGGGAAGAUUCCAUAGAAAUGGAAGGUGAUGGCAAAGUCAAAGGUGAAGUUCCACAGGAAGUAAAGGUGGAAGAUAGUGUCAAGGUCAAAGGAGAGAGUCAACAAGAAGUAAAAGUGGAAGAUAGUGUCAAGGUCAAAGGAGAAGUUCCUCAAGAAGUAAAGGUGGAAGAUAGUGUCAAUGUUAAAGGAGAAGUUCAACAAGAAAAAAAGGUGGAAGAUAGUGUCGAUGUCAAAGGAGAAGUUCAACAAGAAAAAAAGGUGGAAGAUAGUGUCAAGGUCAAAGAAGUUCCUCAAGUAGUAAAGGUGGAAGACAAUGUCAAGGUCAAAGAAGAAAAAUUGGUUGAUUCAUUAAAGGUGGAAGAAUCUUGUGUAGAUGAAAAUUCAAUAAAAGUGGGAAAAAAUACUGAUAAAACAGAGGAUUCCAUGAAAGAGAAAAUUAAGGAGGAAAAAGAAGAGACUGUAAAAUUUGUUAAAAAUGAGGAGGAAGUUAGAAAGGAGAAAGCCUUGGAAGCUGAUACAUCAGGAAGUGAUGAGAAAUAUGAGAGCCCUGUCAAUGAACAGAAAAAUGAGAGCCCUGUGAAUGAACAGAAAAAAACGGAUGAGGCAGUUGGCAAUAGUGAACAGGGUUCUGUAAAAGAGGUCGGUGUUUCUAAAGGAAAGUCUGAAAAUAUAUUACAAACACAAGCAAAUGAUAUCAUUGAAAGUAGUAUGGUCUGUGAAAGUAAUUCAAAACCUGACAGUGAGGAAAAAGACAAACCAAGUACAGACAGAUAUGAAGAAAACAAAGUGGUGGAAAAGAAUGAAAAUGAUAACCUUGAUAAAAACCAAGAGGUGGUGGAAGAGGGACAUGAAAACAUAAAGAAUAAAAGUGACACCUCAGAUAAAAACCAAGAAGUGGAAGAGGGACAUCAAGACAUAAAAAAGAAUGAAAGUAAUACGCCAGAUAAAAACCCAGAAGUGGUGGAAGAUGGACGUGAAAAUGUGGAUAAGGAAAUCAAUUCUAAGCCCAUUAAGAAUUCUAAAGAUUCAGAGGAAAAUGAUAUUGACAAUAAUCCUGAAAAUUUGGAGAAAAGUCCCAAAACAUCAUCUGAAAAUGGGAAGGUUGAAUCUUCAAAGCUGGGUAAUAAAGAGUUGAACUGUUCAGAGAGUAAAGGGGCUGAAGAGAGUGACCUGACUGAUAUCUCUCUUAAAGGUCCAGUUAAUGAAACAAAUACAGGUAGUGCUGAUAAAAGAACAGCAGACUCAGAUAAAGAAAACAACACCACUGAUAAGUCGGACAAUAGUGACAAAGACCAGCUGAAAAUCGUUGCCGAGGAAAGUGCCGAAAAAAGUGACAAUGAGGACAAGGAGCCCGACGACAAAUCUAAGGAGCCCACAAAGGAUUUGCAGAAAAAUGAAGCUGAGUCUGAGAAUGAUUCAGAUACCACGAAAAAGAAGAAACCAAAGAAAGCCAAUCUUAAAGGUGGUCGUAAGAGAGGGAUCGAAUACGAUGAGUCGGCAGAGGAGUCCCCAGUAGAGCCCAACUCCAAGAAAGCCAAAGAUGCCAAGAAGAUCAUUCCACGCGGAAAGCGAAGGACGCCAAAGAAAGUGGAUUCCUCGUCUGACAGUGAUGACAUUCCCCUGAGUAAGAUCGGAAACAAGUCUGCAGACUCUGCCAGGAAGAGGCCAGAAACAGCUGCUCCAUCCAGGAAAAGUACUAGGCCUGUCAAGAAGAAGAAAAUUUCAAGUGAUGAAGAUGAAGAAAGCCCAAAGAAAACAAAGUCAAAACGACGAAACAUUUUAGAAAGAGCAAGUGACAGUGAAGAUGAUGGCAGCCCAGCACCAACGAAAACUUCCAAGAAAUCAAAACCACCCCCGAAGAAAACAAGGAAGGAGGAAUCAGACUCAAGUGAUGAUGAUGUACCACUGAAAACUUCAAAGAAAUCGAAAAGUAAACAGAAGGAGAAAUCCGAGGAGCCUCUUCCCAGUGACGAGGAUGACCAGGGCAGGAGGAGGAGUGCCAGGGUGAAGAACAUGAAGAUGAGGAAGGAGCCUACACCAGAACCUUCCAGCUUCGAGGAAGAUGCUGUGGGAAGCGAGUUUGAAGUGGGCUCAGAGGAGGAAACUUCUGACGAAGAUUUCACCCCCACCAAAGGUCGCAAUGCGCAGAGACAGGAAGCUCGCAAACGUCAGUUGGAGGAGGAUGUGGCAGAGGAAGAGAUACCAAAUGAUACACCAUGCUGCAAAUGUCAGAAAACCCACCAACCAGAAUGGUUGCUUCUGUGUGACAAGUGUGAUGCUGCCUUCCACACGGCCUGUCUCAGACCUCCGCUGAUGAUCAUCCCUGACGGCGACUGGUACUGUCCCCCCUGUGAACAUGUCGCAAGUCGAGGCAAAGACAUGGCCAAUAUUUACGAAGCAGAGGGCAGAGAGUACAUACCAUCUGAUGAAGAAAAACUGGACAAACCGCCACCAGUGGUCAGCAGGAAAAAGCGAACCCGACGACUGACGACACUAGACAGUGAUGAUGAUGACGAUGAUCAGGGAGAGGAGAGUGAUGAAUUCCAUUUGUCAGAUGAGACGGUGUCGGAAGUACCAGAGGAAGAGCAGGAGGAUUCUGAGGAUGAGGAAGUAUCAGAUUACAGUGAGGAUGGCGAGGAAUGGAGGACGUGUCGAAGGUCAUCCAGGUACGGAAAACCUACCAGGAGAAGUUCACGGAAAAGGGGGCGUCACUCCAUCUUCAAAGACUUUGUUGUCGAUGAAGAUGAGGACAGUGAGGACAAUCGACGUUCAGCGAGGCGGUCAGUCCGGAAGAGGGUGACAUACCGGGAUCUGUCCAGUGAGGAGGAGGAGGAGACGGAAGAAGAAACAGAAGAGAGCCUCGACAGUGCAGAGCUGUGCUCCGAGGAUAGUGACACAAAAAACAAGAAGGACAAACGCAAAUUUGAAAUCGCUAAAAAGAAAAAGAAAGUGGAAAGCAAUUCCGAGACAGAAAACACUGAUGACUCAAGUAAGGAAAAGAAAUCCAAGCCCUCAAAGAAAUUGAAAAAGAAAGUAGAAGAAAGUGAAAGUGAUUCUGAUGAUAGUAGGAGAAGGUCGCAUAGAAAUGUGAAGAAAAUUGACUUCAAAUCAUUAAUGAUGUCAGACACUGAGAGUGAAGGUGAGGGUAAGAGCAGUAAGAAGAAGAAGAAGAUUUCCAGCAGUGAAAGUGAAACUAGUGAUGAGACUGGGACUGAAAGUGAGGAGGAGGAGGUUGUGAAGAAAAAGAAGAAUGUCAUCAGGGAUGAGUCGUCAGGGACAGAUGAAAAAGAACCUGAAGAAAAGCAGAGCAAAGUGGAUAAGGAUGAAGAUGCAAGUGUUACAGACAAUAAACCAGAGGAUUCAAAAUCAGAAAACAAGAUUGAUGAUUCUUCUGCUGAUAGCACUUUUGUAAAUAAGGGUGAAAAAACUGAUACUGACACUGAGGUGAAAACCCAAGAAAUGAUUGUUGUUCCUCCAAAUGUUCCAACUACAGUUAGUAGUGAGCAUUCUGAUGUUCCUGUAAAUAGAGGAUUUGAGGAUCAUGGCAUAAGCCAAAUUAUGCCCAAUCAGCAGCAAAUCAUGUUUCCAAACUUUCCUAACAUACCUCAAAGUCCUCAGAAUGUUGGAUUCCAUCCUCCUGGUCAGCAGUUUCCAAACCAAAGACCACCUUAUCCAGGAACAGAAAGACCCAUUUUUCAUCCCCAGCCUGGUCCAAUGAAAAGUCUUCCUCAUGUACCAAAAAACCUUCCCAGUCAUCCACAUAUCCACUCUCAAAGGCACAUAUCAAGUCCACCCCAUGGGAUGUCUAGUCCCCCUCCAUUCUCUGGUCAGAAUAGAAUGACCAGCCCUCCCCAUCAGAUGACAAGCCCACCACACAAUCAGACACCACCCCACAGUCAGAUGAAUCCACAUAUGCCCUACCCCUCCAGUCAGAUGGGACCUCGUCUUGCUGAUCCCCAACACUUCCCUAAUAGCCCUCCUCCUGUUCCAUCUUCUCAGGCUGCUCAAAUACCAUAUGAUCCAAGAAUGAAUCAAAACAGAAUGCCUAUGGAUUACAGAGGACCACCUCCAAGGAUGCUGAACAGCUCAAACCCAUAUCAGCAGUAUGGAUCCAGUGUUGGAAAUGUUCCUCAAACAUCCCAGGCUAUGAAUUUUCAGAAUCAGAUGAGAAUGCAUGCUCCAAUGCAGUCUAAAAUAGAGGGCCCAGGGCUUAUGGAGCCUGUAAUUUCUUCACCCGGUGGACCUUUGACAUCGCUUGGACAAAUGGUUGCACCAGGUUAUCAGGUUCAGUCACAGCAAAUGUCAAGACCAGGUAUUCCUCCAAAUUCCAUGAAUAUGGGAAUGCCAAGGCAUAGCAUGCCUCCUAACCAACAACAACCUCAUCGCAUGCCACAAACUUCAACCAGUAAAAAUACUGGUAUGUUACCAAAUACUCAAGGACAACAUAUGCCUCCAAAUAUGCCCAUGCAAAACAUGCCUCCUUCAUCUGGUCCCCAAGGCAUGGGAUUCAACAUUGCAAGUCAGGGAAUGCCACCAGCCUACCCAGGACAGACUCCACCUUACAGUAGUCCUAGUCAAGGCAAAACUCCACAAAAGUCUGAAACUCCAAAAACUGGAUCAAAGAGAGGCAGACCAAAAGGCAGCAAAACCAAAAAGAAAAAAGGAUCACCAACUGAACAUGAUGAAUCUUCAAAAUCUCCAGGAUCUUCUCCUCAAGUAGAUCCCCCAAAACUCCCUUUUCCAGUACCACCUACUGGAGAAAUAGAUCACAGACAAAUGCAUCCUGCUGGUAUUCCUGAAGGCAUGCAGAGACCCAUGAUGCCAGGAAAUGAAAACAGACCAAGACCUCCACCAUAUGUUCAGAGGAGUGAAGCAAAUCAUGGUCCUCUGAUUGGUCAGAUACCUUCAAAUGACUUGAGCAAAAGGCCACCAGAUUCUAAGAUACUAGCAAACGAAACAAGUCAGAAACUACCAGACAGUGAUAAAAAUAAAAAUUCAAGAGAGAGCGGUGUAGAAAAGGGGCCAGGAGUCGAAAAUAACACAAAGUCAGGAGUUACUGAUGUAGCGCAGAAACUUCCAGUUGGUGAAGGCAGCAAUAGACAGUCAGGAGAGAGUGAGGCAAGCAAAAGGCAGUCAGGAAAAGAUGUGAUGCACAGGCCAGCCAUGAGUGUCGCAAGUCAAAGACCACCAGGGCUAGACAUGGGUCAAAGGCCUCCAGGACCAGACAUGGGUCAAAGACCACCAGGGCUAGAUAUGGGUCAAAGACCUCCAGUACCAGACAUGGGUCAAAGACCUCCAGUACCAGACAUGAGUGGUCAAAGACCUCCAGUACCAGACAUGGGUCAAAGACCUCCAGUACCAGACAUGGGUCAAAGACCUCCAGUACCAGACAUGGGUGGUCAAAGACCUCCAGUACCAGACAUGGGUCAAAGACCCACAAGACCAGACAUUGGUCAAAGACCUCCAGUACCGGAUAUGGGUCAAAGACCUCCAAGGCCAGAUAUGGGUCAAAGACCCACAAGACCAGACAUUGGUCAAAGACCUCCAGUACCAGAUAUGGGUUCAAGACCUAUGGGUCCUUCAUCAAGCCAGAUAGGUCAGCAUCCAAUGCCACCUCAAUAUAGUGACAUGGGUCAGCGACCUAUGCAUCCAGGCAUGAUGCCACCCAGAAUGAUGGAAUAUAGAGGCAUGCCAAUGAUGCCACAGGGGCACCCGAUGAGAGCACCCAUGCCCUACCCAGGUUUUCCAUACAACAGAGAGCAUUAUGGAAUAAAUGGAAACCCAGCUUCUAUCCACUCUUCUAUGCAGGAUAUGAAUUUUUCCAAUAUGAAUCCAGCUAUGAUGAGUUCACCCCAUCAAACUCCAAUGAUGCAUCCUAGUCAGGUAUCUCAACCUAUGGGAGGUGGAAGGGGAUUCAUGAUAGACAAUCUUCUGGAGAAAAAUCAGAAGUCUGUGAUUCCUUCAUACACUGAAAACAUGGAGGAGGGUACUUCUGGGGAAAACAAGAGUGAUUCUUCACAAAUGGAGCAAGAGUAUGGGUCUGGUUACCAAGGCGACCAGGAGGAGGAGGGAGUGUCCGAUAUUGCCGAUAUAGUUAAGUGUUUUAAGGCAUAGAAAGGUGAUUUGUUGUUGGGUUACGUAAACCAGAAUUUUUGUCCGUCUUCCUUGAUGCGUUGCAGAUUCCGUGAUAAGAGUGUAGGAGAUGCUAUACCCAAUAGAAGAUAUUCUACAAAGUACUUUAUAUUCAUGUGGAACCACUGCACUGAAGAUCCGGAAGGUUGUAAAGAAUAAGGAAGAACCUUGCAUGUAUUUGUUACAUCGAUGGAAUCCAUUUUCUCCAUGUUCAUGAUGAUUGGGAAAUACUGAAUAGUUCUGCUUUUUUUUUUCUUCAAAUACAAUGUACUGCUUUUAACUGGAUGCAAUUACCACAUUCAAUGUUCAUCAUCCUCUUUCAAAUUUUUAUCAAGUGGGGUUGUGAGAGUUUUUAUCUCCAGUGAUUUUUGUGUUUAAGAGUUUGGAUUUUGCGAUUGCAUCCACUAUAUUUAUAUAUGAUUCAGAAUGUUGAUUAUGUCAAGCAAAAUUUUCAUAUUACAAAAGUCAUUCAUCAAUGAAAUACCAGCAUCUAUGUAGAUCAAUGUGAUCCCCAUUUAUUAUGUAUAAGGGGUGAGAUCAAAAGUUCCUUAUCUGACAAAAAACUAAAUUCACAUAGAAUUCACAUAGUUUUACCAUGAUAUUCCCACCCACCCACCCCACCCCUGUACCCGUACACAUAACCCCCGCCCCCUUAAAACUAAAUAUGAUGAAUGUUGAUAUUAAGCGAUUAACCAGUAAAAACAUACAAUUAUAAAUAAGUCUGUAUACCUUUUUUACUAUUUAUUCACAAAUGAGUGUACAUAAAUGUAAAAUUAUGUGGUUCUCAACAGUCUUUUUGUGUGUGUGUGUGUGUGUUUUCCCACUAAAGUGUAAUCGAUGUCAGAUGACAGAAACUUACGGGAGAUUUUAUCCCCCUCCUCCUAAUUAUUAUUAUACCCCCCACAAAUAUACCCCCCGCAACAAGUUGUGGGGGGGGGGGGGGUAUACUGGAAUCGGGUUGUCCGUCCGUCUGUAGACGCAAUGGUUUCCGGUCUCUAAAGCAUUAUCCUUUCCACCUACCGUCACCAUAUCAUAUAUAUGGACUACCCAUGGGAUGAAGAUGUUCCCUAUCGAUUUUGGGGUCAAAAGGUCAAAGGUCAAGCGCACUGGACAUCGAAGUAGCAAUAUGGUUUCCGGGCUCUAAAGCGUUAUCCUUUCCACUUACAGUCACCAUAUCAUACAUAUGGACUACCCAUGGGAUGAAGAUGUUCCCUAUCAAUUUUGGGGUCAAAGGUCAAGCGCACUGGACAUUGAAGUAGCAAUAUGGUUUCCGGGCUCUAAAGCGUUAUCCUUUCCACCUACAGUCACCAUAUCAUACAUAUGGACUACCCAUAGGAUGAAGAUGUUCCCUAUCGAUUUUGGGGUCAAAAGGUCAAAGGUCAUGCGCACUGGACAUCGAAGUAGCAAUAUGGUUCGGUUUGUCAUGCCAUUUGUUUUUUACACUCAGAAAAGAGGUAGUUUAUACCUAUUACCAACAUCCUUUGGGAGAUUGGGGUAAGUGGGGGGUUUUCUUAGUGAGCAUUGCUCACAGUACCUCUUGUUUGAAUUUAGAUUUUAAUUUGACAUUGAUCUUUUGAUCUCACCCCUAACUUUAUUCCAUUAUGUUUUCAGAAUUUGAUAUGCUUUAGCAGAUCAGACAAAUCACUUUUCGUUCUGAUUAAACUUUCUUAGAUGUUGAUUGCAAUAACAUACACAAUUUUAGAAUGUAUUUAAUUUCAAAUGUAAAAGUUGGUCUAUUUUUUGCAUCUUUAUUAUUUUUACUACAUUAGAGCUGUUUAAAAUCAUAUUGUACAAUAGCUUUGUAAAUGGCAUUGAUUGCAUUUUUAAUUUCUAUCAUAUAUUUUGUAAUUGUUAAUAUACAUGUGUGUGUAUGUCCACUUUAUAUGAGCUAUCAGUUUUUGUGCAUAUAUAAGAGGUGCUCAAUAUUUUAAUACUUAUAUUGUACAUAAUGUUCCCAUAUGUAAAUACAGUUAUUGUUGUGUUUUUUUUAAAAGAUAUAUAUAUAUGUAUAUGUGUGUAAAUAUUAAGAGUUGAACUUGUUGCAUUGCAUAUUUCAUAAGACACCAUCUCAGAGCAGGUUCAUAUAUAUCAUCUCAUGUAUUCAGACAGCUCUGGUCCUGAUCAGUAGGUACGCAUUUUUUUAGUAUGUGUGUGUGUGUGAGAGAGAGAGUGACAGUAUUGUGGAAAUUAUUUUUUUUAUUAUGUGUGUGAGAGAGAGAGAGUGACAGUAUUGUGGAAAUUGUUUUUUUUUUAGUAUGUGAGAGAGAGAGAGAGAGAGAGUGACAGUAUUGUGGAAAUUGUUGGUUUUUUUUACCCCUGCUUGUUCAGCUGUUUUUUUUCAGAAGUCUCUUCUUUUAGAUUCCAGUCCAGUGAGAGCUUUCAUCGUGUGGUUACAAAUUAAGGCACAUUCUACUAAUAAAUGUAAGAUUUAGGCAUUAAAUGUGUAUACCAGUGUGUAAUAUGAUACAGAUAUGGCAGAUCCUUGAUAUGUAUGAAAACUAUUACUCCCUUUGCAGUUGUUGUAAAUCACACCAUUCUCAGUAUCAAGAUUUAGCAGAUAAUGACACAGAAUUUCAAAAUAACUGAUUUGAAAUUGUAGAAAUAUGGCAAGAUAGGGUACCAUUGUUCUGUAAAUAUGUCCCAGUUAUAUGGAACAACUGGUGAUAUUAAAGAAGGAAAAACCAAUUGCAUUUCUUUUAAAGGAGGGGGGGGGGGGGUAGGGAAAUCAUGUAUGGAUAUUUUUGUUGUUUUUACCAAUGCAAUAUUAUAGGAUGUGUUUUUUUCUCUUAUUUUAGGUGCUAUGGAAUAUGUGUAAUUUAGUUUCAAAUUAUAAAGUUCCUUUGAUUUAACCAACGGCUCUCUCCACAGAAUGUUGCCCUUGUAUGUUGUGUGUAUCUUUGUGUUAGAUCUGAUGUUUUGUGUUGAUCUCAGGACUCCUUUGUAUUUAGCAUCUGAAAUCCUCAUAUCGCAGUGUCACUUAGGAAUUCAUGUUCACAUGAAUCAAUAAAAUUUUAAACAAAG